AUGACCACCAAACAAGAAGAGGUGAAUGAAGAUCUCAAAGAAAUGACGAUCAGCCAUCUAAGUGAAAUCCUGGAAGAACACCCUAAUAAAAAUAAAGCCCAAGUAGCUGAAGAUGAUCAAAGGAAUGAUGUCAUGAAAUCCACUUAUGACAGAGCCCAGAUAACUGAAAGUAUCAGAAUGCUAGACAAGAGAAAUGAUGAAGCAAGGGAGUUGACAAGCAAACUGGAAGAUGAUGGGUUAGUGCAAGACAUAGGGAAAAAGCAUUAUCAAGAAAAGGAAACGAACCAACUGAAAGAUGUAUCGACAAAUGAUAAGUCACAAAGAGAAGUCAACCACGUAGAAAAGAUUAAUGAAGCUAUCCAAGAGAUCGAUGCAAUGAUCAGAAAUCAAGAGCUAAUCCAUAACGAGAUAUUAGUUAUUCACGACAGCCCAAAUUCAUGUGAGAAAAUGAUAAUUACAAAUGAUAAAGCCAUAGUGCCCAAGAUCAUCAGUGGCCAGAUCAAAGUGGAAAACAAAACAGAAAAAGAAAAUAAAUCGGUAAUAAGCUACGAAUGA
Messenger RNA from Acaulospora morrowiae, 555 nucleotides. The record is from the annotation of a GenBank genome assembly. Lineage: Eukaryota; Fungi; Glomeromycota; Glomeromycetes; Diversisporales; Acaulosporaceae.